GCGGGGAGAAGCCCGGCCUGGAGCUCGGACCGGGCCUUCGCCGCCUCCCGGGGCCUCCAGCGGCCUUGCCCGCCCGCCCGCCCGCAUGGAGAGCCCCGCCGCCACCUUCAGCCUGGCCUACGUGGUGCUGGCCGUCUGCUUCGUCUUCCCGCCCAACGAGUUCCACCUGGCCGGGCUGACGGUGCAGAACCUGCUGGGCGGCUGGCUGGGCAGCGAGGACGCGGCCUUCGUCCAGUACCACCUCCGGCGCGGCGCCGCCACUCUCCUGGCCCACGCCCUGCUGCCCCUCGGUUACUAUGCUGGCAUGUGCUUUGCAGCGCCCGAGAAACAACUUUGCAGUUUUUAUCAGGCUCCAGAAGGCUGGAGAGUCUUUUUAUUCCUGGCUGUUCUUGCCCCAACCAUUGCUGGUAUCCUAAUAUAUUACUGGUCACGAAAUGGCUGGAAUAACCACCCGUUAGUCAAGACCCUUUCCCUUUAUGCCCUCCCACAGUCAGGCUGGAGGGCAGUGGCUUCCUCUAUCAACAUAGAAUUCAGGAGGAUUGACAAGUUUGCUACGGGAGCCCCGGGAGCCAGAGUCAUUGUUACAGACACCUGGAUCAUGAAAGUGACCACAUACUGUCUACAUAUUGCGCAGCAGCGAGAUAUCUUUCUAACUGUGGUGGACUCCAGACAGCAUGAACUCUUGCCAGACUCAAACAUGCCUGCACAGUUCCUCACAAUUCGUGUUGCCAGUAUUAAUCCUCAUGUGAAACCUUUCACUAUCCGGCUGAAUUCAACAGAAUAUGGCGAACUGAGAGAAAAGCUCCAUGCUCCCAUCCGUAAUGCUGCUAAUGUGGUCAUACAUCAGAGCCUCAGUGACUUGUUUCUGGAAACCUUUACCUCUUUGGUAGAGACUAAUCAGGCAUACAGUGUUUCAAGCAAUCAGGAGCUAGACCCAUGCAUUGGGUGUAUGCAAACUACUGCAAAUGUCAAGCUUCUGAAGAAUUGUCAAGAGCCGAAUGAAGGCGAGUGCCAACAAUGCUACUGUCGUCCCAUGUGGUGCCUGACUUGCAUGGGCAAAUGGUUUGCCAGCCGGCAAGACCAGCAGCACCCAGAAACCUGGCUUUCAAGCCGCGUGCCUUGCCCAACCUGCAGAGCCAAAUUCUGCAUUUUAGAUGUUUGUGUUAUACGAUGAACAGGUCCCGGAACACUCCUUUAAUCUGAAUGUACUUCAAAGGUGGAUGACUCCGCCUGCUGUUUACUUUUUAUUAUUCUGUUCAUGGGGACUUUCUCUUUGUUGUCUUUCUGAUUAUUUUUCUAUUGGUUCAGUUUUUUAAUUGCUGUAACCAAACAAUGGAAAAUGAUUAUUUUCACCAGCUUUGGCUACCCCCUCUGGUUACAUUAAAUAUUGAGUGAUAGUUUAGAACCGCAUCAGACCUCUACUGAAGCAGAAAUCGGGGACCCUGUGGCCUUCAAAGCUGUCCUUUCCACUAGUGAAACAGGGAAGAGGCAAUUUCCAUUGAUUACGCUGCCUCCUCCCAUCUGCUUUGGAGGGCUGGGAGAAACACAGGGGUGACGGGGUGGGUUGCCAGAAAUAGUCUCCCCACAUAACCUAGCAGUGGAGGGAACAGUUCUGGCCACUAUCUUCACGAGACCUGUUCGGGUUGAAAUAUGUAGCACAAAAUGGGGUGAUCAUCAAUUUAACUUUUUUGAGCAAUAGAGCCAAUCAGUUCAGCUCUAGGCUACAUAGCAUAUUAGAAGAAGGAGGAGGAGGAGGCCAUCUGCUCAGUAGUGGUUGGGGGCUUGCCUAUUAAACAAUACAUAACCAGUCUCAUCUGGGCUGGUGAACCGAUCACAAUUGUAUUAUGUCUGAAAUCAGAAUAAAAGUUGCAGUAUAAAAGUACACGUGUUAAGGUUUCAGGAGUCUAGUAUUACAUGGAUGCUUUCUCUCUUGAAACAGAAGUCUCAAAUACUUGCCCUGGAAUAGAACAUCUGAUUUUGCAAGAAUAAAUGUUCUAUGGGCUUUCCCCCUUUUAAAUUCAUUAAAUAAGAUGUAUAAGUAUAAUGUAUAGUUGGCUGGGAUUCUGGGAAAUAUGGGACAAUUUCUGUUAGUCAUGGAAUAUGUAUCAGAAAAUCUUUAGGUCACAACUUUUUAAUGCUUGUCGCUGCCCCAGCUUCUAAUUCUUGGGAUUCAGAUGAAACACCAAAUAGACCAAUUGUGCACGAGAUACAAACUAUUGUAAAUAGAUUAGUAUCUUAAAAUGCAAUCAUAUUACUUUGUAAAUCAAUAUUAAUCUUUAUGGGUUCUCUGCACUUGCUUUUCCUUGAUCUUCAGAGGCCUCCCGUUAUUAAAUGAGAAGGAUCACAGUUCACUUACCCUUAAUAUGUAUGAAAUUGAACUUCACUUAUUUAAAAUGCCUGCUGAUUGGAUUUCCCCUAUCCCACCUCCGUAACUUGUUUUCACAUGUAUAAGACAUGUUCUUAACCUUACUAACCUUGAGGCUAGUCUAGCUGACAUGCAGUUACUAUUCUUCCUACUGCUAUGAUGUGGGAAAAUACAACAAGCCACAGUAAGUCUGCUUACAUUCAAUUCCAGGAAACAAGAACACUUGGCCACUGUCUCAUAAAUUGAAACAUAAUUCUGAUCUGUUGCUCAUAUUAAGGCAGUGCCUUGCGGUCUCAUUAUACAAGGGGCAGGUUUCCCUGAGCAUUUUGAACUCCAGUAGCACCCAGUUGGGACGCGGGUGGCACUGUGGGUUAAACCACAGAGCCUAGGGCUUGCCAGUCAGAAGGUCAGCGGUUCGAAUCCCCGCGACGGGGUGAGCUCCCGUUGCUCGGUCCCUGCUCCUGCCAACCUAGCAGUUCGACAGCACGUCAAAGUGCAAGUAGAAAAAUAGGUACCGCUCCGGCGGGAAGGUAAACGGUGUUUCCGUGCGCUGCUCUGGUUCGUCAGAAGCGGCUUAGUCAUGCUGGCCACAUGACCCAGAAGCUGUACGCCGGCUCCCUCAGCCAAUAAAGUGAGAUGAGCCCCGCAACCCCCAGAGUCGUCCGCGACUGGACCUAACGGUCAGGGGUCCUUUUACCUUUACUAGCACCCAGUUGCCAUCUGGGUGUACACCAUUAGGCUGGAGCUGCUAUCUGCCUCUAAUGCAUUUGUACUAUUCCAGCAGGAGCAGAUGGACAAGUCCUUAUGGAUUACACCUAUGUAUUGCCUCGGUAGACAAGGUCACAGUGGUUAUCGGGGUUGUGAAAACAUGGAAAGAAUCUGCAUUGCUAUUUUGUUGGUCUAUGCCCUGAAUAUUUCCUUUGAUAGGUGCCUCUGCCUAGGUGCCUUACAAGUACCUGUGUGUCUUGUAGAGCAGCCCACUGGAGGGGAACCAGAAGCAGGCAUUGAUCUGCAGUUUCAACUCUUUUGUCUUCCACUCGCUUGGCAGUGAUUUAAAUUGAGGAUUAUCCAGCUCUUGCUUGUGGGAUCACCGUGUAGUUUUGCCGGAAGAUUGCUCAAGAAUUGUUUUGUGUUCUGUUAUUUUGCCAUUGCACGCUAUUUCUCCAGCUACCCCCAUGGAAAAUGGGCAAAGACUCCACACUGUGAAGAGACAUGCAAUUCUAGUUCUCAGCUGUUAUGGGUAACUGCCAUGGGGCAACUGCCUGUUUCCUCAGUAUUGAUCCUUCACUCUGGCAAGUAACUCAGGUUGUGAUCUUUUAGUGGGUCUUUGAGGGUGCUCUGAAGGAGGAUCCACUCUGAAGGAUUGGCAGGGACACACUGUAAACAUUUCUCCAACAUCUGUUUCUUGUAUGAAAUAAAAGAUCAUGUCCAGGGUCCUCUGUAAUACUACCUUCUUUGUCCGUCCCCACCCCCAGAUGUAUUGCAACCUUCCAUGUUUUUUCACUUCCUUAGUAUACAUAAACUCAUUUUUGUUGCUUCUGUA
Molecule: messenger RNA, 3908 nt
Organism: Podarcis raffonei (Aeolian wall lizard)
Lineage: Eukaryota; Metazoa; Chordata; Lepidosauria; Squamata; Lacertidae
Gene: TMEM129
Product: transmembrane protein 129, E3 ubiquitin ligase
Exons: 4
Coding region: 86-1174 (362 amino acids)
Biological process (GO): protein ubiquitination
Cellular component (GO): endoplasmic reticulum; membrane
Molecular function (GO): ubiquitin protein ligase activity
Source: RefSeq, a predicted model, not a curated record